Messenger RNA from Dermochelys coriacea (leatherback sea turtle), 5428 nucleotides. RefSeq names its product heme-binding protein 2-like. NCBI's taxonomy places the organism in Eukaryota, Metazoa, Chordata, Testudines, Dermochelyidae. The record is from RefSeq and is a predicted model, not a curated record. The transcript is spliced from 5 exons. The coding region runs from base 101 to 913 and encodes 270 amino acids.
GCCAGGGACCCGGCCGCGGGGCGCGCAGCACCUCGUCCUCGUCCUCGUCCUCGUCCUCGUCCCCGGCCCGGCCCCGGCCCCGGCCGCAGCGCGCCCCACCAUGCAGCCGGAAGCGGUCAGCUGCCGCAUGAGCGGCGCGGCCGGGGAGGCCGGCGCCGCGGGCGCGAUCACCCUGGAGGACCUGGACAGCAUGGCCGAGGAGCAGAGCCCCAGCCACGGCUGCAGCCAGGAGGAGGAGGAGGCGGCGGCGGCGGCCGAGCAGCAGCGCCUGCUCCGCUACUGGCAGAGCGUGGGCCGGGGGCACCAGGUGGACGUGCCCAGGGACAUGGCAGAGCCAAUCCAGCAACUGACCAGAAAUAAUCAACAUCAGGAGAGGGAAAGUAUCCCAUUUACACUGGUACACCGCAAAGAAAAGUUUGGGGAAGUGCUUUACGAAAAACGUCAGUACGGAAAAGCUAAAUGGGCUUGUAUUAAAAUGCAAGAAGAACAGUAUGAACAGAGCAUAUGUCUGGGAUUCAUGAAGCUUAUGAAAUAUAUUUGUGAGCAGAACUCUUCAGGAUUGUACUUGGGGAUGACUAUACCCAUUGUGACUCUAGUGCAUACUAAUGAAUCUCACUCAGAGAUCACACGUUCAGUGACAGUCGCAUACUACCUGCCUGAACUACUGCAGGAGCAGCCACCUCAGCCUUAUGAUUCUGACAUAAUUAUUGAAGAGUGGCCUCCUACUGUUGUUUAUACUAGGAGCUUCAGAGGAGUCACCAAUGAAGACUCUAUAAUGAGAGAAAUAAACUUCUUGGCAGAACUUCUGGAGAGCCCUGAGCUAUGUUUGCAGAAUAUAUUCAUUGUUGCAGGAUACACCAAUCCAGCUGCUGCAAAUCGACACAAUGAAAUAUGGUUCCUGCAAAGACCGUAGCUUCCCAUUUCUGAUGCCUAGCAUUAUCCAAAUUCAGUUUGUACACAAUGGCACGCUUAAAUUUGCAAGUGAAUCAUGUCAGGCUAGUCGACAGCUUUAUAAGUCUUUGUGAUAAACUAUACACAAUUUUUAAUCCUAUUUUCCUAAACUACAUAUCGCAGUCUAUCAAAUUAGCAUGACAAUACAAUUUCGUUAUUGAGCCAUCAGGGUUAAUAUCUGAAAUUUUACUGCCAGUUCUGAAAAAGUCAUACACAAUUUCUGAUUAGUUACUUCAGUUUUUACAGUUUAUCCAUAAUAUUUCUGAGAUUUAUAGUACUUUUCAAACUGAUUCAUGUAAUCUUUGUAAACAAGGUAAAUUCAAGUCACAAAGGUAUAGAUCAUAAGUUCUAGUGUUAAAAAACUAAACUGUUUUUAGAUUUUUCAAAUAUUAACAUAUUAAAUAUUUUUCCACUACAGCAUCUCUAGGGUACCCAAAACAUUUAGCAGGAGAUUUUCAAAAGCGCUCAGCAUUGACCAAACUCUCCUCCCAGGGAAGACGAUAAUAAAAGUUGGGAGCAAAAUUUGGUCAAUGCUGAGCACUUUUGAAAAAUCCCACCCUCGAGUACAGGUUUUCCCCACUCUUCUCAAAAAGAUGUUAACCAAAGUAUUUGUCACCUUUGAAAUACAGAGUCCAGGAUGCGAAGAGUCAGUUGCAUUAUUCAUUCAAGUUCUGUAAGUAAACAGUUCAGUUCUUCCAUUUUUUAAAACUCACUACCAUACCCCCACAUAUGACUGAAUACGGUACUCAGCAGACAGAAAAUAGACAUCAUUCCUACUCAGCUGUUCAACUUACUGAGUGACAUGAACUUUAAAAAGAGAGCUUUGCCUAGAUAUUCAGAAUAUAGUAAUCAAGGCAGAUUAAUUGGCAUCACAGAAACUUGAAGGGAUAAAUCUCCUGACUGAAAUAUUGGUAUAUAGGGGUACAGCUUGUUCAGGAAGGACAGGAAGGGCAAAAAAUGAGGAGGUCCAUAAGGGGGUGGGAGGCAGACUAGUUGAAAGUCUCUGAGUAAAGAUAAAAGGGAGAGAAAAAUGUGUGUGACAUCAUAAUAGGAGUGAAAUAUAGACCACCAGGAAGAAGAAGCGGACAAGGAACCUCUAGAACAGACAACAGAAAUAUCAAACACAAGACCGGAGAGUUACAGCGGAAUAACUAUGUAGACAUCUGUUGGAAAAGUAAUAUGGCAAAGCAUAAGUUCUUGGAAUGUACUGGGAACAACUUGGUGUUUCAGAAAGUGGAGGAAGUAACUGGGGGACAGCCAUUUUAGAUCUGAAUCCAACCAAUGGGGAGGAAUUGGUAAGGAAUCUGAGGGUGGAAGGCAAUUUGGGAAUAACUGAUCAAGAAAUGAUAGAUUCUAAGGAAAGAAAGGAGGAAGAGCAGCAGAACAAGGACACUGCACUUCAAACAAGCAGACUUUAACAAACCCAUGGAACUUUACCUAAGUGACAGAGGAGUUUAGGAAAUCUGGCAGUUUCUCAAGGAGACUAUAUUAUAGGCAGAACAGCCAUCUAUCCCCAAGUGAAGGAAAGAUAGGAAGAAUAGUGGGAGGCAAAUAUGGCUCUUUAAGGAUAUGAAUAUCAAAAAGGAAUCCUACAAAAAAUGGAAACAUGGACAAACUGGUAGGGAACAGUACAAAAAGAACACAGGCAUGUAGGGACAAAAUCAGAAAAGCUAAGGCACAAAGUCAGUUACACUGAGCAAGGGAUAUGAAAGGCGAUAAGAUGAUGUUCUUUAGAUAUAUUAGAAACAAGAGAAAGAUGAAGGAAAGCAUAGGUUCGCUACUUAGCGGGGAAAGAAAGCUAAUAACUGAUGACAUCACCAAGGCUGAUGUGUUUAAUUCCUGUUUUGCUUUAGUAUUCAUUAAAUACUCAACACAAUUAACAUUGACAACAAAAGGGAAGGAACACAAGCCAAAAUAAGAAAAGAACAGGUUAAAGAAUAUUUAUCUAAUUAGAUGUAUUCAAGUUGGCAGGGCCUGACGAAAUUCAUCCUAGAGUACUCAAAUGAGCUGAAGCAAUCUUUGCGCAAUUUGCAAUUUUCUUUAAGAUCUUCUGGAGGAUGGGUGAGGUCCCAUAGGACUGGAGAAGGGCCAAUGUAGUACCUAACUUUAAAAAGGGAACAACGAGGACCUGAGGAAUUCUAGACCACUCGACCUAACAUUGAUAAUUGAAAGAUCCUGGAACAAAUUAUUAAUCAUCAGUUUGUAACAACCUGGAUGAUAACAGGGUUAUAAAUAGCCAACAUAGAUUUGUCAAGAACAAAUCGUGCCAAAUCAACAAACUUCAUUCUUUGACAGGGUUAUUGUUCUAGUAAAUAGGAGAAAAGAUGUGAUGUAUCUUGAUUUUAGUAAGGCUUUUGACACAGUUCCAUAUGACAUUCUCUCAAGCAAACUAAGAAAAAGUGGUCUAAAUUAAAUUACUAUAAGAUGUGUGCACAACUGGUUGAAAGACCAUACUCAGAGUAGUUAUCAAUAAGGCUGCAAAUCUGUCAUGGAUUCCAUGACCGUGGUGACUUCUGCAGUGGCCAGCUGCACCGGCCGCUGCUGGGGCAGUCUCGGGCCAUUGCCGCCCCACUCUGAGCAGCAGCAGGAGUUUGGGUGGAGGGCAGGAGGGGGUGAGGGCUCUGGUUGGCGUUUACCUCGGAGGGGCUCCCCGGUAGCAGUUACAUCCACCUCCCUUGGCUUCUAGAGGGGAGCACGGCCAGGGGGCUCUGUGCACUGCCUGCGCCUGUAGGCACUGUCCGCACAGCUCCCAUUGGCCGUGGUUCCCUGCCAAUGGGAGCUGUGGAGCCAGCGCUCAGGGAAGAAGCAGCGCACAGAGCUGCCAGGCCAUGCCUCUGUGCCUAGGAGCUGAGGGAGGGGGAUGUUGCCACUUCCAAGGAGGCGUGGAGCCAGGUAGGGAGCCUGCCAGCCCCACCCUGCAGCACCAGCCGGGGUCCUGGGCAACACCCCCCCCCCCGAACUCACAACACACCCCCUCCGCCCCCCCAAGCACCCGCUGUGCCACUCGGGCCCCCCCUCCCAACACCCACAGUGCCCCUCGGGCUGCCCCCCCACCCCGGGGGACGAACAGCACCCUCAGGCCGUUCCCCCCCUGGAUUUAGUCAGGGGUAUAUAGUACAAGUCAUGGACAGGUUACGGGCUGUGAUUUUUUGUUUACUGCCCAUGACUUUUACUAAAAAUAUCAGUAACUAAAACAGCCUUAGUUAUCAAUGGUUCAUUGUCAGAUGAUGCGACAUAUCUAGUGGAGUCCCAAGGGGGACAGUGCUGGGUCUGGUGCUAUUUAAUAUUUUCAGUAAUGAUUUGACUGAUGAAGUGGAGAGAAUGCUUAUAAAACUUUCAGAUGACACUUGGCUGGGAGGGGCGGCAAACAUUUUGGAGGACAGGAUUAACAUUCAAAAUUACCUUGACAAAUUGAAGAAUUGGUCUGAAUUCAACAAAAUUAAAUUCAACGAAGACAAGUGCAACAUACUUCACUUAGGAAGGAAAAAUCAAAUGCACAACAACAAAGUGGGAAAUAAUUGGCUAAAUGGCACUACUGUUGAGAAGGACCUGGGAGUUAUAGGGGAUCACAAAUUGAAUACAAGUAAAUAAUGGGAUACUGUUGCAAAAAAAUACUAAUAUUCUGGAAUGCAUUAACAAGGUUGUCAUAUUUAAGACAUUGCGUCAACUGGAGUAGUGUGUCCAAUCCUGGGUGCCACACUUUGGGAAAGAUGUGAACAAACUGGAAAAUCCAGAACAUAGCAACAAAAAUGAUAAAAGCUUCAGAAAAGCUAAUCUAUGAGAAAGGUUAGAAAAACUGGAAUGGUUAGUCUUGAGAAAAGAUGACCAGGGGGAGGGGGGGACACGAUAACAGUCAUCAAAUAGGUUAAUGGCUAUUGUAGAGGAAGGUGAUCAAUUGUUCUCCAUGACCACUGAAGGCAGGACAAGUAGUAAUGGUGUUAAUCUGCAGGAAGGGAUAUUUAGGUUAGGUAUUAGUAAAACUAUAAUGGUAGUUAAGCUCUGGAACAGGCUUCCAAGGGAGGCUGUGGAAUCCCCAUCACUGGAGGUUUUUAACAAUAGGUUGGACAAACACGAUUAGAGACAGUAUAGGUUUAUUUGGCCCUGCCUCAGUGCAGGGCAUUGGACAUGAUGACCUCCCAAAGGCCCUUCCAGCUCUACAUUGCUAUGAUAGCUAGCAUACAGCCUUAUUCUGAAACCCAUUAAGAAGUUCAUCACAUUACAACCGAAGAAGUGUAUUCACAGGAAAAGUCCAGUGGUUAACUGUAUACAAUAUUGAUUAGAUACAUAAAAGAAUUUUCAAAGUAGUUUUUAGAUUACAUUUGUUUCAGUGCCACAUGACUCUCUGCUGCUUUUAUGGAUCCAGACUAACACAGCUACCCCUCUGAUACUUGAAAGAUAUCUUGCGUUAUAUUAAGGGUAAAUAUAUAGCUUAUGCAGACCUAUGAGUUUCAAUACAGGAUCCAGAGAUGCAGUUAGA